AUGGAACCGCCACACGCGCCACCCCACCACCACACGGUAGAGGGGGGCCGGGACGGCCCCCACAGACUGGGCAACAACGCGUUCCACACCCCAUCGGGUGGAAGGGGCGGAGGGGUACCACCAGGCCAGUCGCGGGAUUCGCGAGCGCGCGCAGCCCGCACCCGUCCACGUGCGCAGAAGGCGUCGGGAGACAACACGUGCAGCCCACUGAGGGCGAGGUCACGGGCGGUGCCGCCAUUCCAACCGCCACCCCGGUCACAACGACACGGCACAUCGGCCAGCCAAUCCACAGCACACACCCGGGCCCGGUCCCCCGUCCACUACCAUCCCAGCCACAUUCGCGGUAGCAGCCACACGCUUCCGCCGGAGUGGAGGCAUUCCACCGGCGUCGGGCGCGGACACAUUACCACGUCCACGGGUGCGGCAACCGAGGGGGGGCCCCCAAUCCACCCGCCAGCAGCACCCACCGCCCAUAUAUCCAACACCACACACCGGGAACUGUCCACCAGCAGCACCCGGCACACCGGGCGCGUUCGGGCUCCCCAAACAGUCAACGAGCCCGAGCCUAUAAUGUCAGUUGCCUAUUUUACCACCGUCCGCGACCCACCCACCACGCGGGGGACGGGGCAGGGGGGCGGCGUGCACGCCACUCCGUCACUUCCACCCCGGCCCACAGGCGCGACGCUUUCCAAGACUCCACCUGGCUAG
This is a messenger RNA of Dicrocoelium dendriticum, 708 nucleotides long. The record is from the annotation of a GenBank genome assembly. NCBI's taxonomy places the organism in Eukaryota, Metazoa, Platyhelminthes, Trematoda, Plagiorchiida, Dicrocoeliidae.